Messenger RNA from Verruconis gallopava, 3588 nucleotides. RefSeq lists its product as uncharacterized. The transcript is spliced from 2 exons. Gene Ontology annotation, cellular component: membrane. NCBI's taxonomy places the organism in Eukaryota, Fungi, Ascomycota, Dothideomycetes, Venturiales, Sympoventuriaceae. Gene Ontology annotation, biological process: transmembrane transport; regulation of peptide transport. Gene Ontology annotation, molecular function: transmembrane transporter activity. The record is from RefSeq and is a predicted model, not a curated record. The coding region runs from base 294 to 1664 and encodes 456 amino acids.
AACCGAAGCGUCGUCUCACGAACGUUUACUUCAAACGAGAGCUUGCAGCCCUUUCUAUGCGCAGCGCGGUCUUUUCCUCUUACUUGCUCUCUAGUCUGCAGUUCUGAAAGACAAUUUAGUUGGAGACACGAGAUUCCUGAUAUGAUAUCCCUCUGCGUCUCUUGGUGAACGCAAGCGACAGAGUGCCUCUUCGUUGAAGAGAGACAGAAAGAGAGCGUGUGUGUGUGUGUGUUGUGUGUAUGUGUGUGCGAGAGUGAGAGAAAGCGUGGGAGAAGGGCCGAGUCAUCAUCGACAUGCCUUCUCUAGACAAUAGCGGCGGUAUCGCUCGGUCUUUGAGUCCCGCGUUUCUCGAGCCUGUGACGACGAGAGCCGAAUCUGUCAUCUCCUCGAUCCACACGCUACGAGAUGAUCUCUCCAGCGCAAAGAGAUGGAGGCAUAGCAAAUGGCGACACACGUUGGGCAUUUUCCUCUUAAUGUGCACCGUUUUCCUUUGGACGGCGAGCAACUUCCUCGCGAGCACAAUAUUCGCCGAUGACACGUACUCGAAGCCGUUCUUCGUCACCUAUGUCAACACGAGUUUCUUCGUCAUCCCGCUCAUCCCAAUCAUGAUACGGAAGCUGUACGAGAGUCCGGCCGAAAUAGCUAGUUUGAAAGAGUUGAUACCGACCCAGGGGGGUUACACUGGCUACUCCAUGGUCAAACCUACCGAUGAAUGUGAAGAGGACGGUGAUUCAGUUGACGGGCCAAGUGAUGCAUAUCACGAAGAUGCACCACGCUCCGAUUCUGCUGUAGAGAAUAUGGUUCUGGAUGACGAUCCUGUCGGCUCGCAUGUUCUGAGCGACGAAAUGGUUAACGAAAGACUGGGCAUUGCUGAAACGGCACGGCUGAGUCUGGAGUUUGCAUUUCUGUGGUUCGCAGCCAACUAUUUCAUGGCUGCCUGUCUCGAGUACACUACGGUUGCAUCCAGCACCAUACUCACAUCCACAAGCAGCAUCUGGACCUUGCUCAUUGGCACAAUGUGGGGAGUUGAACGCUUUUCUGUCAAGAAGCUAGGCGGCGUGCUGGCAUCGCUCGCCGGCAUCGUUCUGAUUUCUAGUAUCGACCUGAGCGGGGCGAGCGAUGAGAACCGUGGCACUUUCCCACACAAAUCUACAGGAGAGAUGGCGAUUGGCAAUACAAUGGCACUGUUCAGCGCCGUUCUGUACGGUCUCUACGCUGUAGUAAUGAAAAAGAGGAUUGGCGACGAGGGAAGAGUCAACAUGCCGUUGUUUUUUGGCCUAGUUGGUCUUUUCAAUGUCCUUCUGCUCUGGCCCUGCUUCAUCAUACUACAUUUGACCGGAAUUGAGACCUGGGAACUACCUCCGGGCGGGAAAGUUCUGACCAUUAUCAUCGUAAAUUCCUUAAGCUCUCUUGUUUCUGACUUCUGUUGGGCGUACUCAAUGCUGCUUACGAGCCCCUUGAUAGUCACAGUUGGCUUAAGCAUGACCAUUCCUCUAGCCCUCCUUGGCCAGAUGGUUCUGGACUCGCAAUACUCUAGCAUUUGGUACUGGCUUGGUGCCGCGAUCGUGUUCGGCUCCUUCAUCUUCAUCAACAAUGAAGAAAGCAAGGACGGGAAUCAGGUCGUAUUGCCACUACAUGAUUCAAUAGGAAGCAUUGGUCGAUGAAGACAAGAUGUCGACCUAAACAUGUAGAAUUUCGGAUAACAAGGUCGCAUGAUCAUGUUGUGUACCGCAUGGAGCCUUGCCGUAAAAGUGAGCACGAUGGGCAGAAUCGAAACAUAACAAGUUUCAUUCUAUGUUCGAGAAGCGAGAUUCUACUGAAUGAUAGAAAGCCUCAUAAAUGCAGCAUUCACGACGAUUACCAAGAGAUCGAAGAUUUUGCAGGACGCGAGUCGAUCUCCGGAGGAAUGAAAUGAAACCGAUCAAGCACAGCUUGGGACAUAAUGAGAUGGCAUGUCGUAUGAUAACAGUGAAGAACUUCCUGGAUACACUUUUCUUCAUGGCCUAGAAGCCUGGUUAGAAUACAGGACUGGGCAGAACUGAGGUUUUUUUAUAUUGAUACCACUAUAUUAGGCUCUUCGUUCUCAAGUUUUGUCGCCGAAGAAAAAAGGAUGGACGGGCGACGGUGACAGAAUCUUGAACGUCCUUUGCUGCCCUCGUUCCGUCAAACACGCAUCAAAGCAAUUGCAUUGCCCUCUUCUGUUCCAAAGAUCUAUAAUAUGAGGGUUGGAUGUCGUCAGACCUAAGUAUGUCGCCGAAUUCCACGUUCAUGAAGCGUCCUUAAUAAACACGAGCUGUUGGCGCAUAUUCUGGCCGACAGAGGGGCCAUUGGACAGUAGUGUCUAAUACUUCUAUAAUCGACAACCGAAUUUCAAGAAGAGCACGGGAUGCCUAUCAGGAUCAGGGAUGUCUUGCCGAACCAGGCACUGAGCAAUUUUAGAGCUAUUCGGAAUGGGAGCAUCUGCCCCCGCUACUUUGAUCGCAAGACGGUGCUAAUACUGUAGGACAUUCGCCUGUCUCACUUGCAGAUGUUUUCGAUACAGGUAAAACUCGGCAUCCUGUUCUAUUAGGUAAUGCUUCAAAGUCUCCACUUAAUAAAGUGCCGCAUUCAAGACUCGCUCCUUUGCAUUCCGCAGUAAAGUGAUCAGGCCAGCACAUGCUUGUAGCGAUCAGGUGAGCAGCGCCGAGACACGGGUGCAACGGGCGACAUUGACCAUCACGGCUCUGCUUUUUGGACAAGUAAGACAUUGCCCAUCAGCACCUUUGCCGACUCAGCGAUCAUGUGAGCUGACGAUAUCAUGCCAUUUCGGAUACGGGAUGAUUUCGGACAGCUUAGUGAUGAGGAGAGACACUUUUCUUUCUCCUGACGUAGCGCCACACAGGUGCCAGUCGGCAUCAAGUCGAUGCGUGGUCCUACGGAGUAUCACCGAAGACUGAAGGACCAAAUGCUCGGGGAGCAUGUUCCGGAGCCAUUUUACUCCUACGAUUGUUCGGGAUCUUGACGAAGAAUAACGGUAAAUCGAUUUCGAUGACGAAAAGUCGAAGCCUAGUGAGCCUGAUGACGAAGUGGAUCAAAGUAACAUCGACACGAACUGCGCGUUUUCGAAGUAGCUUUCGCCAGUGACAGCGAUCCGUGCUGUCAAAGGUCAAACUUUCUCCUUCCAAAGUUUCCGGCGAACCGUUUCUAGCGACGGGUGAAAAUGCAUGUGAGCAAGAACAACGCUGCAAGUGUGGGCGAGACGAGUUUGUAACGCAUGAAGGUUGAUGCGGGAUCAACUUCUCUACGCGCAAAAGUCGCGGUAGUGAUACGUCGCGAGAAAGUUAGACAACAUGUUCAGCUCUCAUGAUAACGUGCUGAGCCAUGACGGCCUUUGUGCAACGCAAGGGCAGAAUGGUCGUGACGGAGCCUGUUUCUCAACGGUGCAACUAGGGGCAGCAAGUGGCUCUGUCUUGAUGCUUCCAAGACUUCUAGAAUAAAACCUUCUUAGACAAAUUGAUCGACGAAUGAAAAGCCUAAACUCAACAGACAAAGCCUUUUCGAAUCAAGAGAAGUUGGUUCACCGCGAACACGUUCUUGCGCCGCGGGAAG